GACAUAUAUAGGUCACAGUACAUAUUUACAUAAUGCAUAAUAUAUGGUCAUAGAGCUAUCUUCUUAAAUAAUCAUGUCUUUUUUCUCUUGCAAAAAACGUUAUUUCUCACCAACAACAAUUCAUAUUUUAUGCUUUUGCCUAUUACUCUACAAUGUUGGCUGCAGUCCUCCUGAAGAUCCAAUCAAAUGCUCAACUAAAAACUCAAAUUGCACCAUAACCAACUCCUAUGGAAUGUUUCCGGAUCGAACCACUUGUCGGGUGGCUGAAGCCAUGUAUCCGACCUCAGAAGACGAGCUUAUUGCGGCCGUGGCUGAAGCAACCAAGAACAACAGAAAGAUGAAGGUAGCAACACGUUUCUCGCAUAGCAUACCAAAGUUGGUAUGCCCCGACGGGAAGGAUGGACUUCUAAUAAGCACCAAAAACCUCAACAAGAUACAUAAAAUCGACACUACCGCCAAAACAAUGACGGUCGACAGCGGAGUAACCCUCCGACAGCUGAUCAACGAGGCGGCAAAGGCAAACUUAUCGCUGCCUUAUGCACCCUACUGGUGGGGGCUUACCAUAGGAGGGAUGCUAGGCACUGGUGCACAUGGAAGCUCAUUGUGGGGAAUGGGCAGUGCAGUUCAUGACCAUGUUGUGGAGCUCCGGAUUGUUAGCCCCGGUGGACCUAAAGACGGGUAUGUUAAGAUCCGAACUCUUAAUGAGACUGAUGUAGAUCUUGAUGCUGCUAAGGUCUCCCUUGGUGUUCUUGGAGUAAUUUCGCAGGUAACUUUGAAACUAGAACCCAUCUUCAAGCGGUCCAUCACUUACACAAAAAAGAUAGAUUCUGACUUGGGAGAUCAAGCCCUAAUCUUCGGUAACCAGCAUGAAUUCGCUGAUCUAACAUGGUAUCCGAGCAGAAAAGAAGUCAUGUAUCGCAUUGAUGAUCGAGUUCCCCUUACGACGAAAGGCAAUGGUCUAAAUGACUUCACUGGGUUUCGCUCAACGCUUUCAGCUGCAUUAGCGAUCAUUAGGUCCUCAGAGGAGAAUCAAGAAUCAAGAGGAGAUGCUGAAGGCAAAUGCAUCGGUGCUAAACUUACAACGUCUCUACUUCGAGCUAAUGCAUAUGGACUCACAAACAAUGGAGUCCUCUUUACCGGCUACCCAGUGGUUGGAUACCAAAAUCGUUUGCAAUCAUCGGGAACAUGCCUAGACAGUCGAGAAGAUGCACUAACCACAGCAUGUCCAUGGGAUUCAAGAGUUAAGGGGGAGUUCUUCCACCAAACCACAUUUAGCAUUGGCAUGUCUAAAGUGAAAGCCUUCAUCCAAGAUGUCCAAAAAUUAGUAUCUCUAGAACCUAAAUCCUUUUGUGGCACUGAGCAAUACAAUGGCAUAUUAAUGAGGUAUGUUAAGGCCUCAACCGCGUACCUUGGAAAGCAAGAAGAUGGCAUAGAUUUCGACAUCACCUAUUAUCGAAGCAAGAAUCCCUUGACCCCACGACUCUUUGAGGAUAUACUCGAAGAGAUGGAGCAAAUGGCAAUGUUUAAGUAUGGAGGAUUGCCACAUUGGGGAAAGAAUCGAAACUUGGCCUUUGAAGGCGCGAUCAAGAAAUACAAAAGUGGUGGGGAGUUCAUAAAGGUUAUGAAGAGGUUUGAUCCAAAGGGAUUGUUUUCAAGUGAGUGGAUCAAUCAAGUGCUUGGGUUGGAAGAAGGUUUGAGUAUAGUUAAAGAAGGGUGUGCCCUUGAAGGGUUAUGUAUAUGCUCUCAAGAUAGUCAUUGUGCUCCUACUAAGGGAUACUUUUGUCGACCAGGAAGAGUCUACAAAGAUGCUCGAGUUUGUAGUACUGCAAAAAAUUAAUAAUUCAUAGUAAUCUUACUCAAUACUUCUUGCUUAACUUAAUGCAAAAGUUCUAAGAAUUAAUGUCCUUUAUAUCAUGUAAUUCACCAUAGUCGAGUAAAUACUUCCUAAAUUAUCAUGUAACACAUAAGAAUAAUGUAAAAGCCGAUUCAAUAAACACAAUAUACAAAAGAAAAAAGAU
Molecule: messenger RNA, 2018 nt
Organism: Beta vulgaris subsp. vulgaris (sugar beet)
Lineage: Eukaryota; Viridiplantae; Streptophyta; Magnoliopsida; Caryophyllales; Amaranthaceae
Product: probable L-gulonolactone oxidase 6
Exons: 5
Coding region: 74-1837 (587 amino acids)
Cellular component (GO): membrane
Molecular function (GO): FAD binding; D-arabinono-1,4-lactone oxidase activity
Source: RefSeq, a predicted model, not a curated record